GCACGGCUCCUCCCCACGUGUCUGUGUGGAGCUCAGUCAACAUGGUACCACAGCAGCAGACUCAGGCAGCCUGAGUUAGUGGACUCCACUCCUGCCCCUCUGCGCAUCGCAUUUCUGGACUGUCCUCACGCGCAUGAGAUAGCCAAGAUUGUCCGGUGAAGUGUGCAGGUUGGAUCCCUGAGAUCUGCUGCCGCUCCUCUCCUGUGUCGUCUCCUCUCGCCCCCCUUGCUUUGAUCACAUCAAUAUGGCCAGCGGGGACGAAGAUGACCCUAUUAUAGAAGAGAUUGAUGUGUAUCUGGCCAAAAGUCUCACAGAUAAGCUGUAUCUUUUCCAGUAUCCCGUCCGACCGUCCACUAUGACCUAUGACGAUGUCAACCACUUAGCGGCUAAGAUCAAACCCAAGCAGCAAAGGGUGGAGCUGGAAAUGGCCAUCGACACAAUGAGUCCAAACUACUGUCGCAGUAAAGGAGAGCAAAUCGCUCUGAACGUGGACGGCACCACUUACGAUGAAACCAACACCUACUCAGCUAAAAUGAUGGACAAACAGACCUUCUCCUCCAUCCAGGCCACCACCAACACCUCCAGAUAUGCAGCUGCUGUGUUUCGCAAAGGCGAGCUUCAUGUCACACCUCUGACUGGGAUCCUUCAGAUGAGGCCCAGCUUCUCCUACCUGGAUAAAGCCGACAGCAAAACCAGAGAGAGGGAGGCGGCCAAUGAAGGUGGAGAUUCAUCUCAGGAUGAAGCCGAGGAGGAAGCCAAGGCCAUCACGGUGAGGUUUGCUCGUCCCGAGUCGGAGCAGGCCCGGCAGAGGAGGAUCCAGUCGUACGAGUUCCUGCAGAAGAAGCAGGCGGAGGAGCCGUGGGUUCACCUGCACUACCACGGAGUCAAGGACGGACGUUCAGAGCAUGAAAGGCAGUACCUGUUCUGUCAGUCGGUGGACGCCUCGGAGAACUCUGAGCUGGUCAAAAGCCCAAAGGAGUACCUGGCGAUGCUGAUGCCUCCUCUUGCAGAGGAGAAAGUUGUGAAGCCUGUUGGUCCCAGUAAUGUGCUUUCAAUGGCUCAGCUCCGCACUCUGCCUUUAGCAGAGCAAGUCAAGACCCUGAUGAAGAAUGUCAAAGUGAUGCCGUUCGCCAACCUCAUGGGGCUUCUGGCUUCCGGCACCGACUCCACUGCAGCUCUGCGCUGCAUCCAGCAGGUGGCGCUGCUGGUUCAAGGGAACUGGGUUGUCAAGAGUGAUGUUCUGUAUCCUAAAAACACCUGCAGUCCUCACAGCGGCGUCCCUGCUGAAGUCCUCUGUCGGGGCAGAGACUUUGUGAUGUGGAGGUUCACGCUGGAGCGCUCUGUGAUGAGGAAGGAGAUCGCUUCCAUCAUCAAACUUCCUCCGGAGGAUGUGAAGGAGUUCCUGGAGCAUGUGGCGGCUCCUCGGAUCAACCGGGGCUGGGAGUUCCUGCUGCCUACCGAUGUCGACUUCGUUAAGAAGCACCCAGAUGUUGCCCACAGGCAGCACAUGCUGUGGCUCGGCAUCCAGAGCAAGUUGGAAAAGGUGUUUAAUUUCUCUAAAGAAGAUUUUGUGCCAAAGAAUUCCCCUCAGCCCGAUCCUGUCCACGUCAGCGGGGAGCAGCGUCUGAAGAUGGCUCACGAACGAGCGCACGAAAAGCAGUCGAUGCUGCAGAAGGAGCUGGACGCCAGACGUGCAGGAAGCAGCGUCCACAUCAAGCAGGAGCCGGUCAGCGACAGGGAGGACGAGCCAAUGGACACGUCGUCCUCCAUCCCCAACGGUUCCGUCAAUGGUUACCCCAGCGCCGCGUCCCCCUUCGAUCACUCCGUGGGAAACGGAGGGAGCCCCGCCAACACGCAGUCCCAGGAGCUGCAGGACUUUGUGAUCAAGACUUUCAGGAAGCAUUUUGUGCUGACGCUGAACGAGCUAAAGAGGCUGUUUAACCUCCACCUGGCUUCCAUGCCGGCGGGACGGAGCGUCUUCCACUCCAUCUCGGACCACAUGCUGCAGGACGCCAUACUGCUCAACCAGUGCAAACAGAUAAUGGUGCCUUUUCCUGCUCAGACCACGGCAGCCCCUGAUGAACAGAAGGUGUUUGGUUUAUGGGAGACCGGAGAGGACUUCGACAAGCACCGUCGGCUGCUCUAUGAAGUGUUCACCAAGAACUACCGGGUCAGGAGGAACAUAAUUCAAGCCCGACUGGCGCAGGAGUUGGGAGACGUGUCCAAAGCUGACAUGGACCGGCUGCUCACAGAGUGCUGCUGCAGCCAUGCAGGGAUGUGGUACCUCAAAGGGACGAUACAGUCCUGACCUCCAACAUCCUGCCCCCUGCGGCCACCGUCAGCCAAUCAGAUCCUCUCUCAGGUGUCCGGUGGGAGGGCAGUCGAGAGAUGAGACCAAUCGCAGCAGCCCGAGGACGAGCAAUUGGAGGACAUAAAAAAGUCGGCGGUCUGCAGUGCUCAGAACAAAACCUCAACGUGAGCGCUGGGACGCUGCCGGAGGACAGAAACUCCACAAAUUCUCCGAGUCUGAGGGGAAACAUCGAUUUAAAAAUGAAGAGAUAGAAAGAUCUAUAUAUACACACGGUUUAUCAGUAGGAUUCUUUUUGCAUAAUGACGUCAUGUUUGAUUAUUUUUGAAUGAAACCUUCAUCAGAUCAGGUGUUUACUGUUGAAAGCAGCUGAGUGCUUUCAUUCCACUCCUGAUUGUGAACUUUUGCCAGAAAAAACGCGUUUUACUUUCAUAUCAGCUACAAAACAAACCCUCUUUAAGGCCUUGUGAGUAAAAAAAACUGAUCUGUUUUUUGCAUUCAUUAAUUUUACACAUUUUCUUUGUUAAGAAUAUCGACUGAAUAUAAUAUUUAUUUUGCCCUUAAUACACAAAUGAAAGUGUGAGCUUUAAGGAUGGUCGAUAAAAUGCGUGAAGGCGCUUAAAGAAAUUUGCCAAAUCCAUCAAGUUGUUAAACAAAAGGGAAGAAAGAUGCAAAAAAAACCUGAAAUCUCUCGAUGUUUUUGGCAACCCUGGACCUGGAAUCGACUACACUGAGUGUGGCUUUUCCCCCAUUUUCUGUCAAAUAUGUGCUGAUUUCUGAACUCUGAGGGGAAGAAGUGGAGGUUUGUUUUUCUUGGUUGAAUGUAGAGUUUGAAGUUUUCCUUUACGAGAGAAACUUUGAGUGACUGAGUUUGACGAGAACUAAAUAAAGAUGCAAUUUGGAAUAAAAUCCUGUCAUAUUUUUGCUGUUAAAUCUACUGGGGUUUAACCUUACCGUACACGAACGCUACACCGUCAUCGGCGGAGCAGGGGCUGAGCUGUUGCUAUGGAUACGCCGGUGUGUCGCCAUGUGCUGCUAUCUUGAGCCUCCAUCUAAAGUGCCUCCGCCUCACAAGGCUUUCAGGACAAACUCCCACCCGUUCAUAUAAAAAAAAAGAAAACACAGGGACGUUUGAUUCUCACAGAAAAACCUUCAGAGCUUCAGUUGCAGAAAUGUGAAUACGAUGUUCUGCAGAAUUUCCUUCAUCAUUGGACAAUGACAGUUGCAUUUGUUUUUUCAUUGGUUAUUUUGCUCAAUAAACACUGUGAUGUCAACUCCA
Molecule: messenger RNA, 3587 nt
Organism: Acanthochromis polyacanthus (spiny chromis)
Lineage: Eukaryota; Metazoa; Chordata; Actinopteri; Pomacentridae
Gene: polr3e
Product: polymerase (RNA) III (DNA directed) polypeptide E
Exons: 21
Coding region: 245-2308 (687 amino acids)
Biological process (GO): DNA-templated transcription
Cellular component (GO): RNA polymerase III complex; nucleus
Source: RefSeq, a predicted model, not a curated record